This is a messenger RNA of Acipenser ruthenus (sterlet), 2868 nucleotides long. RefSeq names its product melanophilin-like. Gene Ontology annotation, biological process: intracellular protein transport. Gene Ontology annotation, molecular function: actin binding; small GTPase binding; myosin binding. Gene Ontology annotation, cellular component: cortical actin cytoskeleton. Lineage: Eukaryota; Metazoa; Chordata; Actinopteri; Acipenseriformes; Acipenseridae. The coding region runs from base 122 to 1921 and encodes 599 amino acids. The record is from RefSeq and is a predicted model, not a curated record. The transcript is spliced from 16 exons.
AUGUUUCAACCCAGUUACUGCUCUGUCAAACUCACAAGGGAUUAGACCUCAGUCCAACACACCCACAACACAGGUGAAGGAUUACAAUUCCCAGUGCUGGAACCUGAACACAGGUCUUUAUAUGAUUUCUGGCACCAUGGGAAAGAAGCUGGAUCUAUCCAAGCUGACGGAUGAAGAGGCCAAGCAUGUCUGGGAGGUUAUUCAGCGGGAUUUCGACCUGCGGAAGAAAGAGGAAGAGAGACUGGGAGAGCUGAAGACCAAGCUCGAGAAGGAGGACACGAAGCUGGAGCUGCUGGGAACCCAGACUAGUCUGACGGACUCACACUGUAUCCGGUGUCUGCAGCCGUUCAAGUUCCUACUGAACAGCAAGCGCCAGUGUCUGGACUGCUGCCUCUACACCUGCAAGUCCUGCAGCCGCUACAACAAGAAGGAGCAAGGCUGGGUGUGCGACCCCUGCAGGACGUCUCGGGUUCUGAAAAUGGGCACCUUGGACUGGUAUCACGAGCACGUCCGCUCACGCUUCAAGCGAUUCGGAAGCGCCAAGGUGAUGAGAUCACUGUACAAGAGACUCCAAAGCGAGCAGAGGCUUAAAUCUGAACUAGCGGGAUCCCGUGAUGACGAUACAUACAGCAUGCCUGAUGUCCGAGACAUGUACGAUAUGCCUGAGGAGGAUGAUGUCACCAUUGAUGCCUCAGAGGCCCAGCGCUACAGACUGAUUCGAAAGACCAAGCGUCUCCUCUCGGUUCACCCCCUCGAUUUCGAUAUGGACUCUGAGUACUCGACUCAGUCCCGCCGACAGUCUCUGCAGCACUCGGGUGGGGGGGAAGGUGUCACCCGGAAGGAGUCGAUGAUCGCCGAGGCGGAUAUUGCCUCCGUGUUCCAGCAGAUCCUGGAGGAGCAGGGGCAGGUGGGUGGGAACCCAGAGCAGGAGUUCAGCACCGAAGUGCACCUUCAUAUCAACUCCCGCAGGAAGAGCCUGGAGAAGUCCUCCAAAUCCGAUGACGGCCACUUCUCUGAGCACAGAAUGAUUCGAGCGCAUCCCUCUCCGAAAGGCAGCCCCACAGGCCAGUUGAAAGGGCAGCAGCACUCCCAGUACUAUGCUGACAUGGACAGGUCUGACGAGGAAGGGGAGGAGGUGCCACGCUUCCCUCUGUACCAGAGUCACUUCCCCAAGCGGAGGAGCCGAGCAUCCUCCCAGGAAAACUUGCACCACUCCAAGCCCCAGAUCUCUGAGCUGAACAGGCGCAUGUCUGCUAUAGAACGCCUCCUAAAACGCUUGGAACAGAAAAUAGUGGUGCCCUCAGGGGAGGGCGUGCAGUCUGAUGCAGACCUGGAGGAGAAGAAGCUGAAGAAGAAGCUGGGCGAGCUGGCUGGAAACAUCAGCGACAAGGGCCUGUCAUCCGAGGAAGAUGUGGGGAGGAGAAAGAAGGUCCUGAGAGAAGCAGUGAUGAGCUCCUCCAGCGAUGACCUCCCAAACGAAGCACAGAAGGUCUACAUGGUGGCUGGUAAGACCUAUAGCCUGGAGAAGACACUGAAGGACCUGGAAGAAACUGCUAAGAGCCGGUAUAGCGGCACCACGGACUCGGAGCUCAGCGAGCUGGAAGACAAGGUGGCAUCUGCAGCAGCUACUGUCCAGAACACCGAGAGUGAGGUUUCGGACAUUGAGAACAGAAUCGCUGCCCUAAGUGCAGCUGGUCUGACUGUGGUUCCGGAGAGAAACAGAAAGAAAUUUUCUGGACAGACAGUGGCCACACAGCAGUUGGUGCGGAGAAAGCUUUCUAAUUCACAUCAAAAUCAAAGUGAAGCAGAUGGGUUUGAUCGAAAUGCAUUGUACAGAGGGUCACUGACUCAAAGGACUCCUGCAUUUAAGGUCAAGAGAAAUGCAGCGUAUGCGAAACCAAUAAUGGCUCAGCAUCCUUAAAGAAAGAAAGCCUGAUGUAACGAAAGUGAAUUCCAUCCCGGACUGCAGCAUAUUUAUAGAGGAACAAAAAGAGAAGGACAAGCUCGAGUAUAGUGAUGUACCUUUCAAUGCUACUGCAGAGAAGAAAUCCUACACAAAUUCUAUUGUACAAAUGCAUUGUAUAUCAUGCCAUAUUAGGAAGCGUAUUGCUCAAACAUAGUUUAUUGUUUCCUUUGCACACACACACACACACACACACACACACACACACUAUAUAUAUAUAUAUAUAUAUAUAUAUAUAUAUAUAUAUAUAUAUAUAUAUAUAUAUAUAUAUUCAUAAUGUUACAUUGUUACUGUUUUGUGGCUAAAGUUUACAGAAUAAACAGUAAAUCCUAAAGGAAAAUACAUCUAUUGCAUGUAUUUGAUCUGCUUUACCCUGAGGUACUACCUGACUUGCAGUCUGUUGAAACUAUACACUAUUAACCCCUGCUGUUCCAGCUGCAGCAGGUCAACAACGAGUAAAAUAAUCAUUUUGAGCUGGUUAUACCAGUGGGCUAGUAAUACCAAUUGUUGUUUUAUAAGACAGCUGAUUCUGCUAAUUACUAACUUUCCUAUGUUACCAGCUAGAUAUUUGUCUUGAUAGGUCAUAAAGCCAAAUUAAAUCAAAUUGUUAGAUACAAUUAAAAAAAAAAAGUGUUAUAAUAAAAAUAAAGCCAAGAACCACUGCCUAUACUUAUUAGUGAUCCCUCUAAAUGAGCACCAUAGUGCACUCAUUUUUAGAAAUGCGUAUGUUUUUUUAGUGGCAAGUCAAACAAAUAUGUUCUGAGUGUCUUCUAUCCAGAUUAUUUUAGACUGUCUUGUAGUGCUUUACAUUAUGUGCAAUAGAAUAACUGCUACUGCCACAUGUUAGGUUCCUUCCACUGUGUACACUUGCUGUAUAAAUACUCAAUAAAAUAUUAACACACCAA